Messenger RNA from Procambarus clarkii (red swamp crayfish), 764 nucleotides. The record is from RefSeq and is a predicted model, not a curated record. NCBI's taxonomy places the organism in Eukaryota, Metazoa, Arthropoda, Malacostraca, Decapoda, Cambaridae.
AUGCGACCCUGUCCCCAACCAGACCUCCAGGUUGCUGGACUGCUCAACCAGGCUGUUGGAUCAUUGCCUGGUUGUGAUCCAACGUUAAAUGUGAUGAAGCCGGGAGAUAAUGAUCAUACUGGAAACUGUUGGCUUUCACUGAGCGGUAUAAAAGGACGCGUUGGCUCUAGCUGGACACAGUUAGUCGAGAGACACCCGACAGCCAUGAAGUCCCUGGUGAUUGUGACCGCCCUGGCCGCCUUCUGCUUGGUGGACACAAGCGCUGAGCCUUCUGCACUUGCUGAACCUUCCCCAGUUGCUAAACCUGGUCACUUAGGUGGAUUCGGAGGAUUCGGAGGCUAUGGAGGCUUUAGGGGAGGAUAUGGAGGCUUUGGCGGUGGAUAUGGAGGUUACGGAGGCUACUACCGCGGAAAGAGGAGCGCUGACCCUGAAGCCAAUCCAGGUUUUCUAGGUGGUUUCGGACGAGGAUAUGGAGGCUUUGGAGGUUUCGGGGGAGGGUAUGGAGGCUUCGGGGGAGGAUAUGGAGGCUACGGAGGCUUCUAUCGUGGAAAGAGGAGCGCUGAGCCUGCUGCUGAGCCUGAAGCUAAUCCAGGUUACUUUGGAGGCUUCGGUAGAGGCUUCGGCGGCUUUGGAGGCUUCGGGAGAGGAUAUGGAGGGUAUGGAGGCUACGGAUACUAUGGUUGAACACAAGCUAUUGUCAGCUGAGCCUUCUAUUUGUUUUCUGUCUUUGAAUCUAUAAAAAAAUAAAAACUUUCAAGCAUAAA